Messenger RNA from Myripristis murdjan (pinecone soldierfish), 1017 nucleotides. It is a transcript of the gene iah1, whose product is annotated as isoamyl acetate hydrolyzing esterase 1 (putative). The transcript has 6 exons. The record is from RefSeq and is a predicted model, not a curated record. The coding region runs from base 78 to 806 and encodes 242 amino acids. Lineage: Eukaryota; Metazoa; Chordata; Actinopteri; Holocentriformes; Holocentridae. Gene Ontology annotation, molecular function: hydrolase activity, acting on ester bonds.
GCUCACUCUUCGGGUCUGUUCGGCCCCGCAAGGCCUGCUGGGUAAGCACAUCAGUCUUUCCCCUUUGAGGAAGCACCAUGUCCAAAUUAAAAACAAUAAAUUGGCCUCAGCUGGUGUUAUUCGGCGACUCCAUCACUCAGUUUGCUUUCCAAGCCGGCGGAUGGGGCUCAGAGUUAGCCAACAGACUAGCGAGAAAGUGUGACGUGGUGAACAGAGGACUGUCAGGCUACAACUCCAGAUGGGCCAAGAUCCUCCUGCCUCGCCUCAUCAGCAGCCAAAACUCAGCGGACCACCACAUCGUCGCUGUCACUGUCUUCUUCGGGGCAAACGACUGCGCCCUCGAAGAUAAGAACCCGCAGCAGCACGUCCCUCUGCAGGAGUAUUCAGACAACCUGAAGGAGAUCGCCACACACCUGGCCUCGGCCGGUGUGUCCGCAGACAGGGUCAUCUUCAUCACACCGCCUCCUCUCCACGAGUCCGCCUGGGAGAAGGAGUGCAUACUGAAAGGAUGUCCUCUGAAUCGUCUGAACUCAGUAGCAGGGCAGUACGCUCAGGCGUGCGUCCAGGCAGCCGGCCAGUGUGGCGCAGACGUCCUGGACCUCUGGACGCUCAUGCAGAAAGACGGACAGGACUACACAGUCUACCUCUCAGAUGGACUUCAUCUCUCAGAGAAGGGUAACCAGUUUGUGGCCGAGCACCUGUGGGGGCUGCUGGAGAGCCGUAUGGCCAACCUGCCCUUCAUCCUGCCCUACUGGGGGGACGUGGACGCCGCGAGCCCAGAGAGCAGCCUGCUGUGUGAGCAGUGAGGAGGACCUGGCGAGUUGAGAGCAUGACACUGGACUAAGACCUAGUUUUGAAGCAGUGGAGCAAUUUCAGAUCUGGUGAACUGAAAUAACACACACACACACACAGUGAUACAGUGAGGGGGAAAAAAUGUAUUGACCAGUAUGUGAAAUGUGAGACGUAUCUCAAUUAUCUUGUAAAAUACACAAUAAAGAUUUUUUUUUAUUAUUAUAA